Marmota monax (woodchuck) is the source of this 3817-nucleotide messenger RNA. RefSeq names its product clathrin heavy chain linker domain containing 1 (gene Clhc1). The transcript has 12 exons. NCBI's taxonomy places the organism in Eukaryota, Metazoa, Chordata, Mammalia, Rodentia, Sciuridae. The record is from RefSeq and is a predicted model, not a curated record. The coding region runs from base 1204 to 2973 and encodes 589 amino acids.
GUUUUAUAGUUAUAUAGUUUCUAUAGUUGUAUAGAAAAUAAUAGAUAUGUUAUUUCAGAUAACCAGAUGUCAAUUUGAUUGCCAAAACAUCAUACAAUUGGUUUAGACAUUUAUUCAUUACAGCAUUAUUUAUAAUAGUGAAAUUAUCCAAAAUUAGGGGGAUGGUUAAACAAAUUAUAAAAUAUCAUACUAUGAAAUACUUUGCAAUCUUUAGAACUUAUGUGUUGAAAACAACAAAAUAGAAAGUGCUUUUAAUAUUAAGUGAAAAGGGCUGUGGUUGAGGCUCAGUGGUAGAGCGUUUGCCAAGCAUGAGUGAGACGUUGGGUUCAAGCCUCAGCACCACAUAUAAAAAAAUAAAAUAAAGGUGUUGUGUCCAUCUACAAGUAAAAGAAUUAAAAAAAUAAGUGAAAAAAUUAGAAUACACAACUGAAUAUAGAAUUUGAACCCAAUGCUUAUAAAGAUUGGUAGGAAAUAUAAUGAUUAUCUUUGGGUAAUAGGAUUCUGGAUGAUUUUUGUUUUCUUCAAUAGUUUUCUUUGGUUUAUAUUUUCAGAUUUUAUUCCAUGGAUAUAUAUUCCUGUAAUUGGGAGAAAAGUUAAAAUGUUUUUCUUUGCCAGACAAAGCCAACCAAUUGUUCUGUCUGACGUUUAAUACAAUGACAGUAUGGUUUUUUUGUUUGCUUUGGUGCUGGGGGUUGAACCCAGGGCCCUGCACAUGCUAAACACAAAUUCAUGAAUUUUACCACUGAGCUACAACCCCAGCCUACUCAAUGGGUUAAUGUGAGUGAAUUUUAGGAAUCACCUUCUGUAUCCAAUUUCAGUUGAAUAAUGAUUCUUUGCCAAAAGCAUUGUAAAAAGCUGUUUGAAAACUGUACUCCCCAAAGUACUGUUAUCUUUGACAUUAUUGAUAGAUAGAUUUUUUUUUUCCAGUGCUGAAGAUCAAACCCACAUGUGAGACAAAGGUUCUGCUGCUGAGCCCUAUCCCCAGCCUUGAUGGAUGGAUUUUAACAGAAGACCUGCCUCUUACUUUUCAGUUAGCACCUUUGUAUCAAGGAUGCGAAUCAUUAUAAAAUCUAUUAUAAAAAUUAAUUUUUCAUAGGUACUGUAUGCUGUGACUGGGCCAGGAUUAUCAAAGUUUUGGCUUUGUUACAAAAGCAGUUCAAGAUUUCACUUUUCUUUGGUGACUAAGUGUGCAGAUUGUGACUUAUGUCCAUCCAAGAAAUACAUAAACAUGCAGUUCUUCCUCCUAUCAUUAGUAGAUGUGACAAGGAAUUUUUGGAACGUACGCAAAGAUACAUAAUUACAGAAAUUGAAAGAGUGGGCUGUAAUGAGGAAGGACCUGCUGAUGAAUAUUACAUCAUAUACCAAAAUGUUUUUAAUAAGGUAAUAGACUAUGUCACUGCAUACAAAUCCAUUCUUACUUCAAUCAAAAAAGAAUAUGAUGCCUUUAUUGAGACACUAAAGAAAGACCGAAGAACUACAUUUUUUCUUCAUGGAAAACUUAAAGUUUGGGCAGCAGAGCCCACAGUUUUGGUAUAUCAUCAGAGAAGAGCUAUCCAGCUUGAAGCAAAAAUGAGGAUUAUUGAAAAUAAUUCCUUGAAGAUUCAAUUGCAAAUAGAUCAAAUGAAACAGCUUAGGGCAGAGUAUGACACAAAAGAAGCAAAAUACUGUACUCUCUCCAAAGAUCCUUCAAAACCUAUUCCAGGCAUGACUCUCCAAGAUUCUGUCAAUCUAAAUGCUCUCAGGAAAUUCAGGAAACACCUUGAAGAUAAAUACAGAGAAAUGAAGCAAGCUAUGUUGGUAAAAUAUGUACCAAUUCAAAGGAUGGCUGAUUUUGAUGAGGAAAUGAUUGUGUUAUUAAAACGGCGAGAUAUAGCUGAAAAUCUGAAUGAAAAAUUACAGUUUCGUCAUCAAAGACUGCAGAUUAUUUUAUAUGCACUUUCUUCAUGGGUAAAAUCUGAUAAGAGCAAAACAUUUGAAGACUUCGUGGAAGAAAUUCAGAAAACCAAAGAUUUUCAUGCAUUUAUAGUUGACCAAGGCUUUGUUGAAGAACUGCUUGAAGAUGAUCCAAGCAAGGCAAAAAAUGCUGAAAUUAUACUGUACUACAUUGAAAGGUUCAAUGAACUAAUGUCACUUGGUGAAUAUGAAAAGGCAGCUUAUUUUGCAGCAAGCAGUCCUAGAAGGAUUCUUCGAAACAUGGGUUCAAUGGAUAAAUUUAAGGCUAUUGGAAAAAUUAGAGGAAAAACUCUUCCAUUACUCUUAUUUUUUGAGGCUAUAUUUAGCACAAGCCAUGCUUUUAAAACUCCUGUUGAUGCAGAUCUAACCCUAGAAGGAAUCAAAUGUGGAUUAUCUGAAAAACGGCUGGAUUUAGUUAUCAACUGGGUCACCCAGGAAAAGCUGACAUUUUCAGAGAAGGCUGGGGAUGUGAUUUAUGAUUAUGGGGAACAAGAUACUUUUAACAAAGCCAAGUGCCUGGCUUUAGCUCAGAUUAUCUACAGUGAAUGUGGCCUGCAUAAGAAAGUUCUCCUUUGCCUGUGUAAACAGGGUCAGAUCCAUGGGGCCAUAGAAUACUUACAACAAUUCAAGGACUUUACUCCUGAUGACCUGAUGAAGCUAAUAACAUUAUGUCCUCAAACUGAACUAAUUCAAUGUCUCACUGAAGAAAAGAAUGGGAGACCACCAUUUUUAUCUUUUGGACUUGCCAUACUUCAUCUGUUCUCUGUGAAUAUGGAAAAAGUUGGCAUUAAGCUACUCCAAGAAAUAAACAAAGGUGGGACAGAUGCAGUAGAACAUCUUGUGAUAAAUGAUUCAUAUUGCUCCCUAGAAAUGUGGCAACAAUUGGCAAAUAUAUGUUUACAGAAUGGCUUUGACAAAUUAUCUAAUGACAUCAUAUCCAUUCUUCGAUCUCAGGCUGGAGUUGCAGAAAUUUCUGAAGAAGAAGAUACAGUCAAUUUAAUGGAACAUGUUUUUUGGUAGUUCUGUAUUUUAGCCAGUUGAGGGAGCUUGUACAACAUUUUACAGGCAAACUAGUUUUCUCAUAAUUAACUUACAAAUAAAUCUAGUGCAUGAAGCUCUCAGAAGUAAAUCACAUUUCUUUUUGUUAUGAUUUCAAGUUGGCUUCUUGAAAAUCUUCAUUUUUGAAUUUUUGAAUCCUUGAUAUUUUAAGGAAAAAACCUCUGAGGUCCUUUUUCUGUGUAAUGCAAGAAAAAGCAAGAUGAUAGAUACUUCAAGGUUGACUCGCUGACAGAAAGCUAGAGUAUAAUAAUUUUGUAUUUAAAAAUACUGCUGAUUUAAAGAUGUGCCCCAUGAUUUGGCAUAUAUAAAUAUGGCAAAGAUUAGGCUUCUACUAAAGUCGGGCAUCUUAACAUGUUCUUACUUAGAGGGAAGACCAGCCAAGGUUUGCUCAUAAGUAGAGCUGGGAUACCUAUAGGCAUAAAUGUUAUUAUGUGUCAUAAAGUGUUAUUUUAUGACUUCAAAUAUGUAAAUAUUUGAAGUAUUUGAGAACUCAGAGUUCUGUUCCUUGUAUAGGUGUGAUAAUCAAAAUCGUUAAUGAUCAAUAUGACAGGGGCACCAAUCAAGCGGAACAGACAUCCAACCAAUCAGUACAGCUUUCUGUUCUUAUUGCCACAUCAGAACAUAGCAGCUGAAUGUCAGCCUUGACCAUGGGGUAUGGUAAAAAUUAGCUGCUGUUACAUAGAAUAGGAAUAAAAAACAUAAUUUUUUUUCUCCUAAAUUUAAAUUGGAUAUGUAUUUUUUAUGUCACAAUGGAAAGAAUAUGAACUUGGAGUCAGUCUUAUUAAAAUUCUGGUACUAUCUUUUA